AGAUAUCUUUGUUGGUUCUCUCGAGGUGUACUCUUUCUCGGACUAGGUCUACCGAUUCGUGUGCGUAUAAUAACAGACUAACGGCCUAUCUGAAUCCUGCCGCAAAACGUACCUGAUAGGGAUGUUUUGAACGAAAAGAAAACCAAGAGAUAUUUACCACACGUGACGGCUCAAGUCGGCAAAUAUACCUAGGCACCUACCUAGCUAACAUCUUCAACGUCGAUCCAGCCAGAGGCUCGACUCGAUCAUCAAAGCCACGCAAGAAAAGUAGCACGCCUCGCUCUAUUCCCGGCGUGCUUCCGAUGGCAUCCAAGGAUGAUGACGGCGGUGGUGCUUCCCGGGCCGCCGGAUCCGACGACUGCGGCUAUGGGUGCUGCAUGAUAGGGGUGCUCAUCUACUGGUCCUUAUGGCUCGUCUUCGUGGCCCUGCCGCCGAUCGACAUCGACGCCCUGCUGCCUGGGCUCCGAGAGCUCGACGGCUCUCCAUGCGCCCACGACAAGCCGACGACGUGCUCCGUGGAGUUUCUCGGCGCCAGGGGGCUCGAGCUGGCGCUGGCUCCGGGCGCAGCAUCCCCGGCCUUCGACCUCGUCGUGCACGUCGCCAACGGCCACUUCUACGAGCUGCGCCACGGCGGCGGCGACGUCGUCGUCUCGUACGCCGGCGUCCCGCUCGCGCGCGGGCGCACGCCCGGCUUCCGGCUGCCGGCGAGAGAGGCGGGGCGGUGGGCGGUUAACGCGACGAGCGCAGGGCUGGGGAUGCCCGCGGAUCUGGGUCGGCUGAUGGCGGCGGAGCGGAGGUGGGGCGUGGCGCAGCUGGAGAUCGACGUGGGCGUCGCAUGGCAGUCCUUCACCUGCGACGCUUUGGUCGAUGGGCAGCCCAGCUCGUCAGCAUGCAGGCUAGCUUAGACGCUUGACGUGACGAGCUCUUUUUCUUCGGUAGGUUUACA
This is a messenger RNA of Lolium perenne, 946 nucleotides long. RefSeq lists its product as uncharacterized. NCBI's taxonomy places the organism in Eukaryota, Viridiplantae, Streptophyta, Magnoliopsida, Poales, Poaceae. The record is from RefSeq and is a predicted model, not a curated record.